Drosophila biarmipes is the source of this 778-nucleotide messenger RNA. RefSeq names its product histone-lysine N-methyltransferase, H3 lysine-79 specific. Lineage: Eukaryota; Metazoa; Arthropoda; Insecta; Diptera; Drosophilidae. The transcript has a single exon. Bases 1 to 486 code for a protein of 161 amino acids. The record is from RefSeq and is a predicted model, not a curated record.
AUGUUCGAGACCACGCUGACCCUGCCGCGAACCAGUGUGCUCACGGAACCGUUGGGCAGCGCCGGCGCCGGACCCGGGCCCUCCACCUCGACGGCUGCCGUGGCCGUCCAGACGAGCAAACGUCGCCGGCGGCGGCGGAACAAACGUCGUCGCAAAUCCUCGCUGUCCAGCAGCACCGAUGCCCCCUCGUCGCGGACCUACGAUCCCGUGAUGACGGGCAGUCAGCUGCGGUCGGCGGCCGUGGCAUCGGUGGGCGGCGGGAGCGUGGGAACGGCGGGACCAGUGCGUCGGGGUCGUCGCAGGAGCGGGGUCAGCUCAUCUUCAUCGGCGGCAGCGGCUGCCGCAGCGGCGGCGGAGGAGGAAGCGGAAGAGGCCGAGGCGGAGGCGGAGGCGGCGCGCCAGGAGGAGGCGGCGGAAAUUUUGAGCGGAAACAGCAGCCCAUCGAUGUUCGUCGACCCGCAGGACUUCUUUGAGACCCUGGACUAAAUCUAGAUUAUUUACAAUUUGUAAUAGGUUAAAUUUUGUUGUUACUUCCGUUCUCAGCACUUUUUUUACCCGCGCCUCUGGCUUCUGUGAGCGCCCAUUUCAAAAACAAUUGCCCUUCUUUUAACUGUUCGAUUUUGCUAGAGAUGCGAUGCGUUUUGCGGCCUUCGGUUUAGCGUGAUUUUUAAUACUUUUAACAGAUAUUUUAUAUAGCCACUGUAAGCAUUAAAGUGUGUAAUAUUAUGAUGUAUAAUUAAACUUGCGAACUGUGCUGCGACACGACCCUUGAAAUGGA